Molecule: messenger RNA, 440 nt
Organism: Psammomys obesus (fat sand rat)
Lineage: Eukaryota; Metazoa; Chordata; Mammalia; Rodentia; Muridae
Product: protein farnesyltransferase/geranylgeranyltransferase type-1 subunit alpha-like
Exons: 3
Coding region: 36-440 (134 amino acids)
Biological process (GO): protein geranylgeranylation; protein farnesylation
Cellular component (GO): CAAX-protein geranylgeranyltransferase complex; cytoplasm; protein farnesyltransferase complex
Molecular function (GO): protein farnesyltransferase activity; CAAX-protein geranylgeranyltransferase activity
Source: RefSeq, a predicted model, not a curated record
CCUCCGCCACCACCCGUGCUGCGGACGGAGGCGAGAUGGCGGCCACUGAGGGGGUCGGGGAGUCUGCGCCAGGCGGUGAUCCGGGACAGCCCGAGCAGCCGCCGCCCCCGCCUCCCCCGCCGCCAGGGCAGCAGCCUCAGGAAGAAGAGAUGGCGGCCGAGGCCGGGGAGGCGGCGGCGUCCCCCAUGGACGACCAGUUCCCGAGCCUGUACUCGCCCACCUACGUCUUGUACAGGGACAGGGCGGAAUGGGCUGAUAUAGAACCAGUGCCACAGAACGAUGGUCCUAACCCAGUGGUCCAGAUCAUCUACAGUGAGAAGUUUAGAGAUGUCUAUGAUUACUUCCGAGCUGUUCUGCAGCGCGAUGAGAGAAGCGAACGAGCCUUUAAGCUCACUCAGGAUGCUAUUGAGUUAAAUGCAGCCAACUAUACAGUGUGGUAA